CCACAAUAUCAGACUCAUCAUGAUCGCUGUCCAACCUGUUCCGCUCUCGCAUGUUUCGCAUUACCGGGGCUCAUAUAUAGCUGCACCCUCGCGCAUGCGUUGCUGCAUUUCUUUUCCUCUUUUCUUCUUCCACUGAGCCUAGUGCCCAGUCCGGUUUUUCAUCUGUUGCUGGUCUUCACUCGCUUUCUUCCAGGUUACCUUGUUUACGCCCUUGGGCAUCCAUCCACCUUACGUCGCAUCGCUCAUCCCCGCUGUUCUUGACGAACUCAUCAUGUCCCGCUUCACGUCCCCCUUCGCUUUCCUCCUCGUUGCGAUCCUGGCGAUCCAGUCCUCGGUUGUGGCUGCGCCCAUCCAAGAGCGUGCACCGUUUGUGCGCCCUCAUGUCGCUACCUCUUCCGUGACGAGCUUCGUUGCUCGCGCGACCGGAUCCCACCAGCUGCCAUGGAACCGCCGCCAGGUAGAUGACACAGGUAGCGACCCCCUGAGCGGCAUGAACCCCACCUCCGGGCCUCCAGGAGACGCCACUAGCACCGCCUCGAGCGCCGGUUCCACCGACGCCUGUGGUUUGGGCUCGCCAGCCGGCAGUGGUAUCGCAUCCGGUACAGAUGCCUCGAGCUCGAGCGGGUCGGACGGCGCUACGCCCACCGAUAGUUCUACGGAUGGGGCUGCUCCCACUGGGAGUUCCACGGAUGGUGCUGCGCCUACGGAUGGCGCUACUCCGACGGGCGGUGCUACUUCCGCUGACGGCUCUGCCCCGACCAGCGCGACUGCGACCACCACGGUCACCGUUACGGUCACUGCGCCCGCCGCUGGCAGCACCGACCCUUCCGGUACUGGUUCCGGUCUGCCGGGUAGCGUCCCCACCGAUACGCCCACUGGCUCUUCUGGUACGGAUGGCUCGAGCAGCUCGACGGAUGGGUCUGGAAGCGCGACGGCCAGCGACAGCUCUGCCGGAGCUGCCCCCACGGACUCAGGUGCUCCCGAUAGCUCUGCCCCGACUGCGGGUGCGACGCCCACGGCUGAUCCUUCGUCUGCCGAUGGCACGGGCGCGACACCGUCCCCUUCAGAUGGUACAGGCGCGACACCCACCGACUCGUCCGAUCCGGCGGAUGCUACUGGCGGCGCCUCCGCGACUGGCACUGACUCGUCGUCGUCUAGCGCGACCAGUGACCCGGCCGCGACCCCGACAGAUGCGUCCUCAUCUGCGGGCGCGUCUGGAACGGACUCCGCAUCAACAGGUGCCACCAGUGAUGGUGCGUCGGCCGCCUCCGCUGCGACGAGCGACGCAGGUUCCUCGACUGCUUCCACGGAUGCAGGCGCUUCUGCAACUGACUCUGCCUCGUCCGCGUCCGCGACCGGCGGUGCCUCCGCAACCGACUCUGCCUCGUCAUCUGCCGCGACGUCUGACGCGUCUGCAAGCCCUACGGACUCGAGCGCCGCUACGCCUACUGCCACGGAUUCUGCCGCAUCGAGCGGGGCCAGCGCGUCUGCCACCGACUCUGCCGCCUCAUCUGCUGCGACGUCUGGCGCAUCUGCAAGUGUCACGGACUCAAGCGCUACGCCUACUGCCACGGACUCCGCAGCGUCAAGCGAUGCUAGCGCCUCUCCCACCGACUCCGCUGCUUCAUCCGCUGCAACGUCGGGUGCUGCGUCCGCACUGACUCACUCUAGCACCGACUCUGCCUCAUCCACCGGCUCUGCCUCGUCCACCGACUCUGGAAGCUCUUCCGCGCCCACUGACGGCUCUUCCACGGGUACGGACGCGUCGCUGGCUCGCCUACUGGGGCCGCAGUGCCCACGCCCAUGAAGAUGCGCCGCGUGCCCCUGCGCCGCAUGUACGAGGGGGUGCACUGAUCCUGACCGAAGCUCCAUGAUGACGAACGCCCCCGGAUUACGACACGACGGCGAUGCCCAUUUAUUGUUUAAGUUAUCAACUAUCACGAUUAACGACACAGACUCGGCCGACCUGGGCGUCGGCCACUAGUGCACGCGUGCUUGAUGGACUGAAUAUAUAGCUGUCGUAGCCGUUGCACUAUGCAUUUUUGACUGGAGGUCUCCCCACGAUUGUCUGGUGUGAUGUUAGCUAUGUUCGAUGAACCCUGGAGGGUACGGCACAUCAGUACUUGAAGAGACCGUCGCCGCCAUUUGCGUAUCACUGACUACAUUCA
Molecule: messenger RNA, 2168 nt
Organism: Fomitopsis serialis
Lineage: Eukaryota; Fungi; Basidiomycota; Agaricomycetes; Polyporales; Fomitopsidaceae
Exons: 4
Coding region: 272-1807 (511 amino acids)
Source: RefSeq, a predicted model, not a curated record